This is a messenger RNA of Ruditapes philippinarum (Manila clam), 1110 nucleotides long. Its product is annotated as E3 ubiquitin/ISG15 ligase TRIM25-like. The annotation marks the transcript as partial. Lineage: Eukaryota; Metazoa; Mollusca; Bivalvia; Venerida; Veneridae. Gene Ontology annotation, molecular function: zinc ion binding. The record is from RefSeq and is a predicted model, not a curated record. The transcript has 7 exons.
CUUAAACUUUGUAACGGGUUAGUUUAUCUAUACAUGUCAAUUCAGUUUAUGGGCGUAUACUGAGCUUUAGACAUGGAAGUCACGAAGCAUUGUACUCCCUGUAAAACUAAAGAUAAGGAGUCCAAAGCGGAAUAUUACUGCACCGAUUGUGAGGCUUACUAUUGCGAGGAAUGUUUUGAGCUGCACCCGCGAGUACCUUACCUUGCCAAACAUAUUGUCUUGAAACAUGAUGAUAUUGACGUCUGGUCAAGAGAUCAAUACAAGUGUUCUACACAUGGUAAAACCCUCGAAUUCUUCUGCAGAGAUCAUAAGAUGUUAUGUUGUCAUGUUUGCAUAUCACUUAAACACAGGUCAUGCACUAACAUGGACUAUAUACAAGAAGAAGCAAUGAAAAAAUGUUUAGAAGACAACAAAGGAAAAAUGAUGAAACAGAUCGAAGAACAAAUUCAAAUUAUUGAAUCAAGUUUUGAUAAGGUAAAACGAAAGGUCGAAACGAAUCAAACCUCAAAGAUGGAAUAUAUUGAAAAACUGCAGGCAUUUCGCAGUAGAAUAAAUGCAAUGUUUGAUUCCCUUGAGGAGAAAGCAUUUGGAGAGAUGGGUGAGAAGUUCGAUCAAAACACAAAUUAUUCUGAAAAUGUAAGUGAAAAACUGGUUCGUUUUGGAGGCAAACUAAAAGACCUUAAACAACAGAUAAAAUCAUCUACAGUUGGCAAAGAAGCUCUCGUUUAUAUAAGUCUUCAAAGAGGCGAGGAAUUAAUCGAAGACAUUUCAAGAGAAUUAUCAAAAAUUGAUUUUUCAAUCGAAAAGGAAAAAUAUAAACCAGUCAUUGAUGAAACAAUUGAAGGAUAUGUGAAAGGACUAGCUCAAAUAGCGGUUCUGGAAGAUGACAAAAUGAGAGAAGAAUGUGUUGCAAGUGACGUAUACCCAGGAGACAAAAUAAAAAUAACUGAAGUCGCAGCGUCUGAAAAACAGGAAAAUUUCGAUAUAAGAUACACGGGAGAAUCCGAAGACAUGAAACAGCCAGAAUUCCAUGUCAAAUCUGACUGUACCGAACAUGAAGGAGAUAACAAUGUCAAAUCUGACUGUACAGAAUAUGGACGAGUAAAGAAA